This is a messenger RNA of Monascus purpureus, 2590 nucleotides long. Lineage: Eukaryota; Fungi; Ascomycota; Eurotiomycetes; Eurotiales; Aspergillaceae. The record is from the annotation of a GenBank genome assembly.
GCUUCCUGUACAGUCACGUGCGAUAACGCCUCUAUUAUCUGGUCACGUGUAAUUUUCCGAUAGCGCUAUGCCUAGAAAGGCACCGCCGCCGCGUGCUUCUCCAUGGUCAAAAGUCUUUGGGUUCAUUACCUCAUAUAAGUACGACCUGGAUUGCACAUAUCUUCCCAGUUUGGGAGCAGUACAUAUCUUUUAUUUUCUUUCAAGUGGUCAUCCUAUCAAAUAGCCUAGCCCUGAAUGUCCUCCCGUGCGAUCCGCAAGCUGCAAAGGCUGCGUGAACAAGAGUCGCAGCAAGCGUCAGCACAAGAAGAGGAUGAGUCCAGUGACGAGGAGCCGGUCAUCCAGCCGUCAAAGCCCAAGCUGAAUGCCUUUGACAUUUUGAGUGCAGCCGACGAAGAAGAUGAGGAUUCAGGCGACAUUGUUGAUGACGCCCAGGAGACGCAGACUCAACCCCCCGAACCUAUCCCUCAGCCUGCGACCCAAGCCAGUUCCAGCAAGAAGAAGAAGAAGAAGAAUAAAAAGUCUUCAAAGCCGGUGGUUCCCAGUGAAGCUAUAGGAGCGAAGGUCGAUGAGGCCGAGUUGGAUGAGAUCGAUCGAGCACUAAAAGAGUUGGCGGCGAACGAGAACCCUUCCCAAGCGGCCGAAUCUCCUGCUGCCACCAUAAAUACACGGGAUCCAUCAUUCCCAAAGAGCCCGGAGGAACUGCUGGCAAUAGAGCCUAAAUUCCUAAAUGCAACGAAUGAGAUGCGAAAACUGUUUGGGAACGUCGUGUUGGAAACAUUCGACCAGUCCGAAGAUGCAAAUACAGGUCGGCGAAGGGAUAGGCGCGGAGAAAUGGUUGAUCUUGGUCGAGCUCUGACGGGCAGAUACAGUCCUGCGAGUAGGGGCCAAAGCUUGGCGGGCGUCACCUUACGAAAGAAUGCCCUCAUGGCAGGCAAGGACGAAUGGCCGCGAGCUCCCAGCGGUGGUCUAGGAAUGGAGGUUGAGGAACGGUUUCCAAAUGGGAACACAGUCUACCGUAUUGUUCAUAACACUGCAUAUACGGAUGUGCAGAGGCAGUUUGAAAUGUGCGUGGAGUCGAUGGAUCCGCAGAGGCUCAUUCAUCUUCUACAAUACAAUCCAUAUCAUAUCUCAACCCUUCUUCAGGUAUCGGAAAUCGCAAAGCAUCAGGGCGACCAUGCAGUAUCUGCCGACCUUCUUGAACGCGCUCUUUUCAAUAUUGGUCGUUCUGCACAUUCGUCUUUUGGCAAUAAACUCAAGGAGGGACAGGCACAACUUAACUUCAUUCAUGCAGAGAAUCGGGAACUUUGGCUAGUGGGCUGGAGGUAUAUUGCUAAUUUGGGCAUGAAAGGAACGUGGAGGACAGCUUAUGAAUGGGCUAAACUUUUGCUUUCUCUUGACAUCGCUGAUCCCUAUUGCAUCAAACUCCUAAUCGACCAUCUAGCUUUACGGGGAAGAGAAUAUGCCCACUUUGUCGAGUUAUGCACGCAGACCCGGCUCAGCAGGGAUUGGGCAUCAUUUCCUAAUAUCCAAUGCUCUCUGGCGCUAGCAUAUCUUCGACUUAACAAGCCCAAGGAAUGCCGAGAGCGUCUAUACCUCGCCAUGAGGCGUUAUCCAUGGUUAUUCUGCAGACUCGCCCAAGAGCUGGACAUCAGCCCAAUGCCGAAACAGAUUUGGGGCAAGCUGCCUCCAACGGAUGCCCAUGAACUAUUUACCGAGCUUUACAUCGCGCGGGCCAAAGAUCUUUGGAAUACGCCGGAGGUUGUUUCUCUUAUCGUCGAAAUUGCCAAUACUCUCAUGGAAAAGGAAGAGCCAAUUGAACCUCCAGAGAUUACGUUGGACAUUGCACGGCAUGUAGUCCUGUCGGACAUACCCAAAGUCACCACGCACCUUCCCGGACGCUUCAUAUCUGGACGUAUUUCGGCGUCGGACCCUUUACCUCCCUACGAUUCAGAGGCAUAUCGAGAACAGUCCAAUCCCGUACCCUCCUAUCUUUCCCGACUCCCCAUUGGCCAGCCUCAGUGGCUGCGUGAUAUUUUGGGCCAAAUGAUACCUGCAGAUCCAUCUGCAAAUGACAACGAAGAACGGAACGGUAAUGCACCCGGAGAGCCCGCGGUUGAGAGGGAUCCCUCGGCUGGCCCUGCGCCUGAAAUCGACCGGCAAACACUGGAACAAUGGCUCUUAGGGGAUGGCCUGCAGUCCCUACAAGCUUUCCUUGGCCAAAAUGGCGUUGACCGUGGCAACUGGGGAGAUGAUGUUGACCUUACUCCGUUGACGGACUACGUGAAUAUUUUGAGCACCAUUUUGCCGGAUAGCUUCCGGCAGAGCUUAUUGAAUGGUGCCAUAAGAGAAGCGGUGGGUGAUAUCGUUGUAAACGUGUUGGAAGAAGAGCUUAUGUUGCUGCAAUAUGACACGGAUGAUGACGAUACUCAUCCUGUAUGACUGUUUUCUUUUCUUUUCCAGGCAUUUAUUGGCGUUACCUCCUUCAUGUAUAAGAUACCAUAAAAAGCCUCAUUACAAUGUGGUUAAAUAGCAUCGAAUGCCAUAGUUGCGCUGUCAAAGAAGAUUUUUCUCCUUGUGAGUAUGUACUCUC